Messenger RNA from Porites lobata, 2872 nucleotides. NCBI's taxonomy places the organism in Eukaryota, Metazoa, Cnidaria, Anthozoa, Scleractinia, Poritidae. The record is from the annotation of a GenBank genome assembly.
AGACACUUUACCAUUACACUAACGAGAUGGGUGCAGCAGGUAUCGAAGAAAGUGGCAUGAUUAAGGAAUCUACGGAUACAAAAAACGACGCAAUAUUUGGCCCUGGUAAAUCAGUUACUAGUUGUUGACUUUUAUAUUCUUUCUCAUCUUGUACCAAGGCAGUUCAGGCGCCGAACUUAACGUGACAGACAUACUUAUUCAAUGCAUGUGGCUUACAUGUGUACAUUGAAUUGAGUACAUGGAAAGUUCGGCGUCUGAAUCAAUAAGUAACGCUUAUUACAAUUUGGAACGGCUCAGCCAUUCUUCCCCCAUAGCUCGGCCGGUAAUUUCGACUUAAGAGAUUCUUUGGAAAGGCUUAGACCACGAAACUUUUCAUGUGCCCAACCCAAGUAUAAGUUAUAACAACGUAUUUUGCAAGCAAUGUGACCGAAAUGAGAAGCAGUUUGACCGAAAUGAACAUUUUUCUCGUUUUGAAUUUAGUUCGGCUGGAAUUAAGAUCGGCGUCUGAAUCAGUUCAGUCGGUCUAGUGAAUAAUUAACAAAUAGUCCGAGAUAGCGAACCAAUCAGAUUGCUUAAAUCACCAAGAUCACUGAGUGUGUAUAUACUAAUUUGGGUUGGCCGUUAUUUCUAAUUAGGUUCGGCUCAUGAAAAGUCCGGCAUCUGAACCGGGCCCAAAACGUAGACUUAGUUUACACUAAGUAAAGAUAUUAAAGAUUCUAGGCCAGUAUUUUAGUUGCACUGAUUGCGCAAUCCAUCACGUUCUUCGGAAGUCUGUGAAAACGUUUGCCAGCUAGGUGUAAACAUUCGAUUUCAGCAGAUAUUGCAGAGAAGAAAAGCCCGGGGGGAUGGGGGAAGCUACUCCCUGGAAUUGCCUUAACAGAGCCGAGGUUCCUCCCAAAAAGGGAACUUUUUUUGAGCCUUCUUCGUUCAUUAACUUCUUUUUCAAUGGAAGUAACACGAAAUGGUUACCUUUUCUGUCUAAUGAAAGAAUAUAAACAAUGACGGGUUGGACCUCGACUGGGGCGGAGCCUUCUCGUAUAAAACUUUGGUAAGUAUAUAUCCACCAUGGGAAACAGUCUUGAGAACUUUCUUCCUAAAUCAUCGGCUGUUGGUGUCAAAAUCCUCUUCAGAACUCAAUUUUUAGUUGCCAUAAGAUUUACAAAUUUUACUCACCUGAUCUCUCCGGAGAAGCUUGUUGUUAAUUUUAUCGUUGAGGUUUUGGUCAAUCUAGUCAGCGAGCUAAUAACUGUGCUCUGUCCACACUUGAUUGGAGAUGAAGAGCCCUUAAAAGUUAACUUCUUCAAGAACUGAUCAAUACUCACGAGAUCGUCAGGUAUUUCUGCUUUUCAGGUAGAAAUGAAGCCGAAAAGAAAAAAAAACAUUCGUUUUAUCUUGCCUACUCGUGAAGUUAGCCUUUUAAUAAAGUCCGCCGGGAAGCGCAUGUGGAUUUAUUUUACACUCACUCUGGCAAUUUUAUGGAGACUAAUUGUCUGGAACUGACAGAGACCAACGAUUUUUGCUGCUAGUCUAUUAAAAGUAUUAUUUUCAGCAGUGUUUUUUUGACAAUGCGCUCAGGCACAUUGAUUUUAACAAUUGCAGAGGGAAAUGGUAAAAGUUUUCAGGUAAUAAUCGCACGAAUAAGGUACAGAAAUCUACAACUUUGCUGUCACUGCUUAAUUAUACUUGCUGUUUACGACCAGUUGUGUAGCCUGUUCAGAGACCCUCUAUUAUCUCCUAAGAGAUCGCCGAAUUGUUAAAAAAAAAAGUAAACAUCGUCUGUGGACAGGCUACCAGUUGUGCUGCUUGCAACCAGGGGAAUUUCUGAUCGCUGCUCUUGUCAGGCGACAAAUGUUCGGCCAGCAGUAAAUGUCAGUUUGUUCCACGUGACCGAGUUUUCACUUCACUUGUUUUAUUUUUUCUAUUUACACAAAUUUCACUUAUAAAAGCGUCCCAUGGCCAGAAAUUAUUAAAAUUUUUAGAGAAGAGUGGUUCCUUCUUUUAGUAUGAGUUUCACCGCUUAACUAGUCUUUAAAUAUUACUUUGCAGGAGUGUAUUUGACUUCCAUGAGCCCAAGCAAUAGCACAGAGAAGAUAAUCCUCAACAACUACGACGACAGAGUGGGGAUUGUAGACAGGCCGACUGUGAGGGCCAAAGUACAAUAUGCAGUCGAGGUCCAAGUGGACAGUAAUGAAGUGGAGAAAGUAUCCGACGACCGCGACGUGUACUUGUACAGCGGUGAUCUUGACCUUAAUAAACAUGAGCAUAAAAUCCAAAAAAAACACUAAGAAUAGGUUUGCCUACCCUUAGCCAGAGUUUCUCAACUUGUUGAGAGAGCUCUUUUCACAAUAGUCUUUCCUUAGCAACCAAGCAAGUGACUGUACAUUUAAAGGGGCAAUGUCACAAGGAUAGUGCUGUUUUUAGGUCAAUUCUGUGCUAUUUUAACCCAUUCACAAAAUUUUCCUUAAGAGUUAUAAAGAUAUCGAACAAAUUUCACCAGGGAAAACAGACCAUAAAAGUUUAUAUUUUAAUCAUUUUAAUACUUUUGCAAGCAUAGCUUUAAAUCUUGGCCCAAUUUUAAGCUUUCAUCUAUGUCCACCCUUGCCGUCCGUAUCAAAAAAAGACAGGAAACAGUUUCAAUGAUUGAAUGAAGUCUUGAAUAACAAAACCGGACAAUUAUUUUUGGAGUAAGUUCGUGCAAAAAAAGGUUUUAAGCUUUUUAACUAGUAACAAAAAGUGGGACAUAGCCCCUUUAAGUAAUCACUAUCGUUUUGUUCUUUAGGGACGUAAUUUCACUUUGUUGAAGUUUUUUGUUAUCGCUUUGGUUAUGUUUAUUUGAAACAUCUCGAAAAUAACAGUACAAUAAAAUGUGAGC